CGGCACUUCUUGAAUUUCAGGGACGCCGUUGCCAAAUGAACCGAGUCAGACAGAGGGUUUGUCUCGCAUUCAGAAGAACUGAAUGGCACCUAGAUUAAGCGCAGAAUCACCCCGCAAAAUGGCGCCAAUUCUACCAAGCUCACUGCAUAACAUCUUCAAGAAUCUCUGUACUCUUGCAGGUCUUUCGAACCAACUACGAUGUAACGCCACGAGAAAAACGCAAUUUCAAAAGGAAAGACGAGGCGAUGUGAUAGAUUCGCCACCCGGCCCAGCCUUGAAUCGGCAAACUUGACUCCACCACCAUGUCCGCGACCACGUUUAUACCCUUGCAGAACAAAGCCGUGAGGGAUGCCAGCCGGGGAUUAAGCUCAGAUCUUUCGGUAGCAGCGGCAAUACAAGAAUGG
Molecule: messenger RNA, 404 nt
Organism: Truncatella angustata
Lineage: Eukaryota; Fungi; Ascomycota; Sordariomycetes; Amphisphaeriales; Sporocadaceae
Exons: 1
Coding region: 83-292 (69 amino acids)
Source: RefSeq, a predicted model, not a curated record